Acaulospora colombiana is the source of this 246-nucleotide messenger RNA. The record is from the annotation of a GenBank genome assembly. Lineage: Eukaryota; Fungi; Glomeromycota; Glomeromycetes; Diversisporales; Acaulosporaceae.
AUGUAUGACAAGAUGGAACCUGCUUUGAAAAAGUUUAUCUGCAGUAACCUUCAGAAUAUUAAUUCAAAAUACUAUGAAUUCUCGAAUUUUUUCGGAAAUGAAUUAAUCGGAUGCAACAGCUUUGCAAUGUAUUAUAAGGCAAAGUGCAACAUUCGAAAUCUAAACGACGUUGUUGCGUUAAGAUUAGAAACAAAGUUUGAUAACGAUGAUUUAAAUGAACAAAGUUUAAAAAGGCAAAUAAAUGAG